AUGUCUCUCAGGCCCGUCGAGAUCCCGAUCGAGCGAGCAGAGAUCAAGUCGGCCACUCUCCACAACGCGCGCCCUCUCCUCCUUCACGCCUACAUCCUGCCCUUUGUCUUCCUCUGGCCGCUCUUCUUCAGCUACUACCUUCCGCAGGCUAGCUAUGACACCUACAUCAACGGUCAGGAAUGGACGUUUGUCUACGCCGGCACGAUCGUCACCCUCCAGUCGCUCACAUGGCUCAUGACCUUCUGGAACGUCAACAUUCGCGCCCUGUUCACUGCGAGCUCCGUCAAUCGUGUGAGAGACGCUGGUCUGAUCAAGGUCAUUCCCAAAGAGAAUGCGGGUUCGAGUGAGAUCUGCACAAUCGAGAGGGAAAGGACAGGCGGCAUCGAAAGUGUGUCCUUUUUGUUCCAAAAGAGACGUUUUCUCUGGGACGACAGCAAAGCUUCUUUUGCGCCGCUGACUUAUGCGAUUGACGAGGAGCCUAAGCCUACGAUUGGGAGCUUCCAGGCUUCCAAGGGCUUACAGAAGAGCACGGAAAUUGAGAAAUUGACACAGUACUACGGGAAGAAUCUGUUCGACAUUCCGGUCCCAACUUUCACCGAACUGUUCAAGGAACACGCUGUAGCGCCGUUCUUCGUCUUCCAGAUCUUUUGUGUAGGUCUGUGGAUGCUGGACGAAUAUUGGUACUACAGUCUUUUCACGCUGUUCAUGCUGGUUGUCUUCGAGAGCACCGUGGUUUGGCAGCGACAAAGGACACUCACCGAGUUUCGCGGUAUGAGUAUCAAGCCAUAUGCGGUCUGGGUCUACAGAGAGAAUAAGUGGGUUGAAGUGCAAAGUGAUGCGCUUCUUCCGGGAGAUCUGGUAUCUGUGGGUCGGACUAAAGAGGACAGCGGAGUUGCUUGCGACAUGCUGCUUGUCGAGGGCAGCGCCAUUGUAAACGAGGCCAUGCUUUCUGGCGAGAGUACACCUGUCCUCAAGGACUCGGUACAGCUUCGACCUGCAGAUGCACACCUGGACCCUGAAGGACUGGAUAAGAACGCUUUUCUCUGGGGCGGUACCAAGGUGUUGCAAGUUCAGCACGGAAAUGCUUCAACAGAUGCGCCCGAUACGAUACCACAAGUUGCCUCUGGUGUUCCUCCUGCGCCGGACAAGGGUGCUCUAGCCAUCGUGAUCAAGACUGGAUUCGAAACCAACCAAGGCGCACUUGUCCGCACCAUGAUCUUCUCUACUGAACGCAUUGGCGCUGGUAAUGUGGAAGCACUUCUGUUCAUUCUCUUCCUCACAGUCUUCGCUGUUGCUGCAUCUUGGUAUGUCUGGACUGAGGGUGUCAAGCAAGACCGAAAGCGAUCGAAGUUGCUGCUAGACUGUGUCCUCAUCGUGACCUCCGUCGUGCCACCAGAGCUCCCUAUGGAACUCAGUCUGGCAGUCAACACUUCCCUGGCCGCACUCAGCAAACUUGCAAUCUUCUGUACAGAGCCUUUCCGGAUACCUUUUGCUGGACGUGUGGAUGUGGCAUGCUUUGACAAAACUGGCACCCUUACUGGCGAGGACUUGGUCGUCGAGGGUGUUGCAGGACUCUUCCUCGGUCGACAGGACGCAAAGGUGAAGACAGAGGCAGAUGGAGCCCAAAGCCAACUGACUAGAAUCACCGACACUGGGUUGGAGACAACACUGACCUUGGCUACUGCCCAUGCCCUCGUCAAGCUCGAGGAGGGCGACGUGGUAGGCGAGCCCAUGGAGAAGGCCACAUUACAAUCACUAGGAUGGACUCUCGGCAAAAACGACACACUCACCGCAAAGGCCGGCACCAACGCACGAGGGGCGUUGGCUGGUGACCUUGUGCAGAUCAAGCGUCGUUUCCAAUUCUCUUCUGCCUUGAAGCGGCAAAGCUCUGUUGCGACUGUUGUCACUUCUGAUCGUCAUACUGGUAAGAAGACCAAGAGCACAUUCGUCGCUGUGAAGGGUGCGCCCGAAACCAUCCGAAAGAUGCUUUUCGAUGUGCCUUCGAAGUAUGAGGAGACGUUCAAGUACUUCAGCAGAAAUGGUGGUCGCGUUUUGGGUCUUGCUUACAAGUACAUCUCAACCGGCGAUGAGAUCACACAGAAGAAGAUCAACGACCUUAAGCGUGACGAUGUGGAGUCCCAACUGCACUUUGCCGGUUUCCUGGUGCUGCAAUGUCCACUGAAAGACGAUGCGAUCGAGGCUGUGCGCAUGCUCAACGAGAGCAGUCACCGUGUGGUGAUGAUCACCGGUGAUAAUCCACUUACAGCAUUGCAUGUCGCUAAACAGGUCGAAAUCGUGGAUCGUGAUGCGCUCAUUCUUGAUGCGCCGGAACACGAUGACAGCGGCAAGAACUUGGUCUGGAGAACCGUUGACGACAAGGUGAAUAUUCCUGUGGAUCCAAGCAAGCCAUUGGACCCCGAAAUCCUCAAAACGAAAGAUCUGUGUGUCACUGGGUACGGGCUUGCGAAGUUUAGAGACACUCCACAAUGGCAUCCUCUCCUCCGACACGCAUGGGUCUAUGCUCGUGUCUCACCAAAGCAAAAAGAAGAGAUUCUGCUUGGUCUCAAAGAGCAGGGCUAUACCACACUUAUGGCUGGUGAUGGCACGAACGAUGUCGGUGCUCUCAAGCAGGCUCACAUCGGUGUUGCCCUUCUCAAUGGUAAUAGGAGUGACAUGGACAAGAUGGCCAAGAGCUUCCGAGAAGCCAAGAUGAAAGAGAUUUACGAGAAGCAGAAGGCCAUGAUGAACCGCUUCAAUCAACCCGAUCCUCCAGUUCCUGCGCACAUUGCCCACCUCUACCCACCUGGACCCAAGAACCCACACUACGAUCAGGCCAUGGAACGUGAAGGAUUAGUCAAGCAGAAAUUGCUUGAAGAAAAGGUCGCAGCUGCAGAAGAAAAAGCCGAAGCCACUGCGGAUAAGUACACUGCGCCGGUGGUGGAGAAGACUGAGCAGGAACUCAAGAGGGAGAAGGCCCAGAACGCGGCCAGUGCGAUGGCCGAGAAACUUUCCAUGUCCAUGAUGGAGAGCGAGCUCGACGACGAGCCUCCGACCAUCAAGCUUGGUGAUGCAUCCGUCGCUGCACCCUUCACUAGCAAACUCGCGAACGUUGUGGCCAUUCCCAACAUUAUCCGUCAAGGACGAUGCACGCUCGUGGCCACCAUCCAAAUGUACAAGAUCUUGGCGCUCAACUGUCUCAUCAGUGCAUACUCGCUCAGUGUGUUGUACCUCGACGGGAUCAAGUUUGGAGAUGGCCAAGUCACCAUCAGUGGCAUGCUCAUGAGCGUCUGCUUUCUGAGUAUUUCUCGCGCUAAGCCUGUGGAGAAGUUGUCGAAAGAACGACCUCAGAACAACAUCUGGAACUGGUACAUCAUCCCAUCCGUUCUCGCGCAGUUUGCAGUCCAUAUUGUCACACUCGUCUACAUUACUGGCGUGGUCCAUCACUUUGAACCCCCGAAAGACCGCUCUGAAAUCGACCUCGAAGGGACAUUCCAGCCUUCCCUGCUCAACUCUGCCAUCUAUCUCUUGCAGCUCAUCCAGCAAAUUUCGACAUUUGCCAUCAACUACCAAGGUCGUCCCUUCCGAGAAUCUAUCAAGGAGAACAAGGGCAUGUACUGGGGUAUCGUUCUCGUCACAUCGGUAGCUUUCAGCUGUGCGACCGAGUUUGUUCCAGAAAUCAACGAAAAACUGCAGUUGACACCAUUCACGACGGAAUUCAAGGUCAAACUGGUGGUCACGAUGAUUGCCGACUAUGUGGGCUGCUGGACAUGUGAGAAGAUUCUCAAGACGCUGUUUUCGGACUACAAGCCCAAGGAUAUCGCGGUGCGACGAGCGGAUCAGUUGGAGCGAGAACAGAAGCGGUUGGCGGCAGAGAAGGCGAAGGCGGAUCGAAAGGUGGAGGAAGCACGACUCGGCAAGGCCGGGCUGGCUGCAUCCUGA
Messenger RNA from Sphaerulina musiva SO2202, 3939 nucleotides. Its product is annotated as cation-transporting ATPase 4. The record is from RefSeq and is a predicted model, not a curated record. Gene Ontology annotation, biological process: intracellular calcium ion homeostasis. The coding region runs from base 1 to 3939 and encodes 1312 amino acids. NCBI's taxonomy places the organism in Eukaryota, Fungi, Ascomycota, Dothideomycetes, Mycosphaerellales, Mycosphaerellaceae. Gene Ontology annotation, cellular component: endoplasmic reticulum membrane. Gene Ontology annotation, molecular function: ATP binding; ATP hydrolysis activity; P-type ion transporter activity. The transcript has a single exon.